AUGAAAAACUUAAUUAAACUUCAAUAAGACUUUAGAGAUCAUUAUUAAGGAAUCAAAUUAGCUAUAUAAAAUUAAUUUGAUUAUUUAAUUUAAUAAUCUGAAAACAGUUCAAAAUUUGAUGACAAUGAAGAACAGAAAGAAUAUUUAGACAAUAUUAAUGAAUAAUUUACCCUUUUAGAUAAAGAUUAUCUUGAAGAAUAUGGAAUUUAAGUUAAUACCUAAUAAGAUGUUAAUGAAUAAAUUAAUCAAGCAACCUCUCUGGCUCAAUUAAAAUUUUGGUAAUAAAAGUUUGAAAAUGAUCUUCUUUUAAUUAAAAAUAUAAAUGAUUUAAAUGAAUGUAAAAGAGCUUAAAACUAUUUCUAAGAUUUAAUAAAUGUAAAAUAACUUAAUAUUUAUAAUAGAAUGAAUUACAACAAUAAAUGAGUGAACUUGAAAAGAAAUUAAUAGAAGAUCAUCCUAUUCGUUCAAAAUCAUAUCAUUUUAUUAAUGAAUAAAGAUCUAAAUUCAGAACAUAAAUGAAAAAGAGAUUAAAAGAGAAAUAUAGAAUCUUAUUAAUUGAAGAUUUGAAAAAAUAAAAAAUUAAAGAAGUUGAACUUUAUUUAAACUACCUUCAAUAAAAAAGUCAAAUGAAAAAAGAAUUGAAGGAGCUAAUUAAUAAAGAAGAAUAACAGUCUAAAAGAAUGAAUAUUAGAAUAGAAUUGUAAGACUAUAAGAUUAGUUUUAAUAGAACUCGUCGAUGUUUUCCUCCUUAUAAUGUACUUAGAAUCGGAGAUACCUUUAGUCUUGAAAGAAAGAAGAAGUACACAGUAAAUUCAAGUUUCCCUUUAUGGAAAUUUUAUUUAUUCUUAAUUAGAUACUUUACAUGGACAGUUAAUGUUAUUUUCUGGUUGUUUGUAAAUGGAAUUUCUGGACAUUUAGGAAUCAGAGCUUUAUUUUAAUGCAAGUAUAAUAUAUUUCUAAUUAUAUUUAGUGUUUUCUAUCCUGAUGUUGAAAUUAAUAUGAGAACAGGUGUAAUUAGUCAUACAAAUUAUUCAGUUACACCUGUAGUUGUUCAUAUGGCAAAUGUUUGUAAAGGAAUAAAUCAAUCAAGAAGAGAUUUUGAAAACUCACCUGAUACAGGUUUCUUUGGAAAGAAUUGUGCUCGUAUUUGUAAUUAUGUUGAAGUUUACUUUUUUCGUUUUUUUAUUGUUGGAAUUAUAGGAGUCUUAAUUAUAAUUCCUAUUUUGAUUCUUACUAAUUUUACAAUAUCUUUAGUUUUAGCAUUAACUGCUUGGGCAUGGAUACCUAUUUUAUUGAUUUUAAGGUUUAUUCUAUUAAUAUUAACAAUAGUUAGUUAAUUUAAUUACUAAUAUAUGAUUUUGAUUGUUAAGAUAGAGAAUAAUCGAAUAUAUUUUCGUCUCCAAUUUGGUUCCCUUUAUUUUUGAAUACUUAUGAUUUCAUUGUAAAAGGAAUCUUGAAUUUUAUCAUAAAUAUAUUACUUUGUCUGAUUAUUUUACCUUUAAGUAGUAUUUUUAUGAUAAUAUUUGGACACUUAAGAUAUGUAUUUAGAUCAUUAUAUGAUUGCUUGAUGAUAUUAGUAAAUUAGAUGUACUAAAAUUUUAGUUUGUGAAAUGUUUUGGAAGAGUUCCUGCAAUAGAAAAUUGGUUAGCUUGGAAAAUAUCUGGUCCUGGAAUUUCUAGAUAAUAUUAUUUUACUGUAUAUAUAUAUUUUUUAUAAAUAGAUAAAAAAGGAAGAAGUCUUAAUAUUGGUUGCUGGACAAUUAGAAAAAUGUAUAUUAAAUGAGUAUCAGAGAAGAGUCGAAGAUGAAAUCAAUGCUCCUUAAAAAUAAGUUUAGACUGUUAUGAAUAACUUUUUUUCUGUUUUUGGAGUAUUAAAAUUGAUUGAUUCUUUAUAGGCUUCAUAUAAUUUUCAUGAUAAAGGUUGCGAUAAGUUAAUAUAAAGUUUACAUUAAUAAAUUAACCAAAGAAUUUCAAUUUUACCAACAAUUUAAAAUAAUGUAAGAUUUACUGAAUCUGAAAUAAUUGUGAUUAGAAUGCUUAUAAAACAAUUUAUUAAGAAUUAGAUAAAACUUAAGGACAUGAAAAAUUAGAUUUGGAAAUAUUUUUAAGUUUAGAAAGGAGAUUAUAAUGAAUUAACAUCAUAAAUAUUGAAAUAAUGUUUUGGUCAUUAGGUUUUGACUCCUUUAGAAGAUAUAGAUUUAAGAUUUUAAUUAGUAUUAAUAAAUUUUGUAAAUUUUUUAGUAAACAGAUGAAAAUUAUAAUAUAUCUAAAAAGAUAUCAAAGGCAUUGGAAGGACAAGUAAAUUUAAAUUAACCAAUAAAUUUUAUUGUGAGAUAAAAUAAUGUUUAAAAGAAAUAAACAACUUCGAAAUAGUUUUUUGAAUAUUCAGGAGUAUUAUUAAUAAGAUAAUUAGAUUAUUUAAGAAGUAUGGGGUUGUCAAUCAAUAUAUUAAACUUGGUCAACACUAGCAGAUAAAUCAAAAAGAUUCUAUAUCAAUUAUUGUUUAAAUUUUAAUUAAGUAGUAUGA
Molecule: messenger RNA, 2526 nt
Organism: Paramecium sonneborni
Lineage: Eukaryota; Ciliophora; Oligohymenophorea; Peniculida; Parameciidae
Source: the annotation of a GenBank genome assembly